Molecule: messenger RNA, 2210 nt
Organism: Spinacia oleracea (spinach)
Lineage: Eukaryota; Viridiplantae; Streptophyta; Magnoliopsida; Caryophyllales; Amaranthaceae
Product: vacuolar protein 8
Exons: 1
Coding region: 195-1877 (560 amino acids)
Molecular function (GO): protein binding
Source: RefSeq, a predicted model, not a curated record
UCAAUAAUUUCCUCUCCUCCAAUUUCCCAUUUUCCCCCCAUACUUUUGGUUCCCCUCUUCCUUCACUCAUGCCUCGUCGACUGCUCUAUUCAUCUCCCCCAUUAACCACCACCAUCCACAUUUUCUCUCUCCUCUAAAACAACCACCUCCCAACCACCGUACUCUCCGCCGUCUCAAUCUCUUUUAUCGCAGCCAUGAAAGAAGCUUCGCCUGAACCUGAAGACCUCCUCCUCCUCUCAACCCACCGUCUAACCACUCUCCUCCACGACAACCUCCCUCACGUUCACCACUUCAAAGGAAAAUGGUCUCUCAUCAAAGCGAAACUUGUUUCUCUCCAAUCUCACCUCGUCGACUUUUCCGACUCCGCUUCUUCUCACUGUCUCUCUUCCAACUCUCUCUCCAUUUCCGUCCUCUCCGCUCUGUGUGCCGCCCUAUCUGACGGCGUUUCUCUCGCCGGAGUUUGCUCUGACUGUAAUCCUCUUCCCGAUGGUAAGCUUCGUACUCAGAGUGACAUUGAUUCUCUUUCCUCGAGACUUGAUUUUAUUAACAAAGACUGUGAGAUCUUGCUUCGGAGUGGAAUGUUAGUUCAAGACGGUGUCGUUUCGACUUCUCAACCACCAGGGAGGGAGGUGGUUAGGGCGGAGGUGAGGAACUUGUUGACUCGGCUUCAAAUCGGUACGGCUGAGUCGAAGAACUCGGCGAUGGACUCGCUCCUAGGGUUGCUCAAUGAAGAUGAUAAGAAUGUGUUGAUUGCUGUUGCGCAGGGGAUUGUUCCGGUUCUUGUGCGUUCACUCGAUUCGACUUCGUCGGAGAUGAGAGAAAAAAUCGUUGCCGCAAUUGCUAGGGUUUCGACAAUUGAAAGCAGUAAGCAUGUGUUAAUUGCUGAAGGUUUGUUGUUAUUGAACCAAUUGAUUAGGGUAAUUGAGUCAGGAAGUGGUUAUGCCAAGGAGAAAGCUUGUGCUGCUCUUCAAGCGUUGAGUUUUUCGAAGGAAAAUGCGAGAGCAAUUGGUUCUAGAGGCGGAAUUUCAUCGUUGUUGGAGAUUUGCCAUUGCGGAACGCCGAGUUCGCAAGCGAUGGCGGCCGGAGUGUUGAGGAAUUUAGCUCAAUUUGAGGAGAUUAAGGAGAAUUUUGUGGAGGAGAAUGCAAUUCCGGUGUUGAUCGCAUUAUCGGCUGCAGGGACGACGUUAGCGCGGGAGAAUGCGAUUGGGUGUUUGUCCAAUUUGGUGUGUAAUGAUGAGACAUUAAAGGUGUUGGUUGCUAGAGAAGGUGGAGUUGAGAGUUUGAAGAAUUAUUGGGAUUCAACUCCACUAGACAGGGGUUUAGAGCCUGCUGUUGAGUUGUUAAGGAACUUAGCAUCUUAUCAUCCAAUUGGGGAAGUCUUGAUUUUUGAGGGAUUUCCAUUGAGAUUAUUGCCAUUGUUGAAUUGUGGGGUCCUAACAGUGAGGAUUGCAGCUGCAGGAGCUGUUUAUGAACUCGGAUUUUGCUCUAAAGCAAGGAGAGAAAUGGGUGAAUGUGGGUGUGUUUCUGCUCUAGUGAGUAUGCUGGAUGGGAAAGCGAUUGAGGAGAGAGAAGCAGCUGCGAAAGCACUGUCGAAUCUCCUGAUGUGUACCUGUAACAGGAAGAUAUUCAGGAGGGAAGAGAGAGGGGUAGUAGGAACAGUUCAAUUGUUGGAUCCAUUGACUAAGAAUUUGGAUAAGAGAUGGCCAAUUGCAGUUUUGGCCACUUUGAUUCAAUCUAAAAAGUGCAGGAAACACAUGGUUGCUGCUGGAGCUUGUGUUUACUUGCAGAAGCUUGUUGAGCUCGAAAUUGAAGGAGCCAAGAAGCUGCUUGAGAGUCUUGGCCGAGGAAAACUGUGGGGCGUUUUCGCCAGGCCUUGAUGAUCAGAUUGAUACAGAGAAAAUGAGUUCUUGUUUUCUGUAUGUAUAAUUUUCUUUUUGAGCUUGUUUUUCUUGUUAAUUUUCUGCCUUACCACUUGAUUUUUACUACUAAUUCCUUGUUCAUAGUUGUGGUUAGAAUUGGUGACAAGAGAAAGGGCAAUUGUGAGUAGUAGUAGUAGUAAUAGUAAUAGUAAUAGGUGUUCUAAUUGUUGAAUGACAUCUUUGCUUGUAGAAUAUAAUCUUUGGUUAGUGACAGUGUGACACAAACUCGAAUUGAAAUUGUUUGUAUCUUUUCGACCUCUUAAUAAAGUGAUAAUCUUUAUGCUUUUUCAA